This is a messenger RNA of Plasmodium yoelii, 9567 nucleotides long. Its product is annotated as conserved Plasmodium protein, unknown function. NCBI's taxonomy places the organism in Eukaryota, Apicomplexa, Aconoidasida, Haemosporida, Plasmodiidae. The record is from RefSeq and is a predicted model, not a curated record. The coding region runs from base 1 to 9567 and encodes 3188 amino acids. The transcript has 3 exons.
AUGAUAAUUAAUAACAAGUUCUCAGAUGAUGAAAAAUAUAAAAAGGACGAUAUUAUGCUCAAUAGUUGCUUAAAUAAGAAUAUUUCAAAAAAUGAUCAAAAACCAAAAUUAUUGUCUCAUGAAAACAAAAAUUCGAAACACACGUAUAAUGUGCAAAGGAUAUCCAAUUUUUUUGAUUCAAAUAAUAAGACAUAUAAAGAAGUGUCUGUAAAAAAUAUGGGGAAUAAAUAUAGCUGUAAAAUUGGAGACGAAAAUAAUAUAAAUAAGAAAAAUGGAAGCUAUAUUAAUUUUUUCAAAAAAAAUGUUAGGAGUGUAAUCAGUAAUAUAACUGGGAGAUUGAUAUUGGGGAGACAAGAUGAUACUGAACUGAUGAAAGGAUCCUUUAAUAAUCAACCAGAAAAUACAAAACGAAAAGAAGAGAAUAAAAUAAACGAAAGAAAAGAAACCAGUGUAGAACUGAAAAAAGAUACAAACAAUAUUAUAGAUAUACAAACGAAAAAUUAUGAAUCAUAUAAUUCAAAUAAAAAUAUAACAGGAUUAAAAAAUGUAUCUAUAAAUUUAGAUAAAAAGGAAAACAAAAGUUUUAACGAUACUAUUAAAAAUAAUAACAAAGGAUUUCUACCUUUAAAAAUAAAUAAAACUACUCUAACAAAUAAUGAUAAACAAUCCAGACAAUGGAAUACAAAAGAUAUUACAAAUAACACACCUAAAUCAAAUAAUAUAAAUAAUUCAAGCAUAUCAAAUCUUAAAAAGGGAAUGGAUUUCACUAAAUAUAAAAGUAUAGUCAGUAAAAGAACAUCUCUUAUUCAGGAGAAUAUAAAGCAUACCACUAAACGGAGCAUACAAGAUCUUAUAAAAAAUAAAUUAAAUGAAAAUAAUAAAUCAGGAAAAGAUAUUACAGGAAUAAUGAUGAAAAAAAUGAAUUAUCAAUUCCCUCUAACUACUCAUAAUAGUAUAAAUAAAAAAAUUCUAGAUAAUUUAAAAAAAAUACCUCCCUCGAAUAUACACACACUAAAUAGAAAAGUAAAAAUGUGUGGUAAAACAAUAAAUGAUAGGAAAAUAAAAAAUAAUUUAAAUAUAAAUCUAAAAGAAAAUAAAAAUAAACCGUUUUUAUUAAAAGGUCUUAAUAAAAAUGAAAAAAUUCCAUAUAAAAAAAAUCCUUAUACACCUACUUAUACGUCUAUUCGUGAUAAAAAAUUAACACGACAUGAAGAUUUGAAAAUAAUAGCAAAUGAUGAUGUAUUUCAUAAAAAUUUAAAAAGAAUGUUAAUUGAUACUAUUAUGAAUCCAGAAAAAGAAGAAAAAGAAGAAAAAAAUAAUAAAGUAAACAUAUCAAAUAAAAAAGAUUCUUUGUCAUUUUUGAAGAGGCAAAGUAGUAAUGUAACAAAUAAGAGCAGUCCAAUAAAUAAAGGACAAAAUAAUUUAAUGAAAAAUAAAAAUCCUAUUGAAACAAAACAAGAAAUGCUUAGAAGAUAUUCAACAGCAGUUAGAAACAGAAAUUCAAUUAAUAUAAAAUCUAAUAACACGACUCAAUAUAAUAAUACUAAUACAUCUAAUACUGUUAUUAUUAAUGAUAUAGAAAACACCGGAAAUAGUAAAAACAAUAUAUUAGUUAAUAAUGAAAAACAAACAGAAGAAAAUAUAUUGAUAGAUGAAGAUACACAAGGAAAGGGAACCAUUCAAGGAUAUAAAACGAUAGAUGUAAUAGAUAAAAUAAAUAGUAAUGCAGAUUUGGAAAACCUGAUAAGGUAUAGAACUAAUAAAAACGCAUUUGAAGAAUUGAUACAACGUAAUUUAAAUAUAGAUGAAAAGAAACAUGUCAUUUUAAAAAAUAUAGAAAAAUUUAAAGCUAGUUCCGUUUCCUCUUUAAAUAGAAUUAUCGAUAAAGAUGGUGAAAAUAAAACCGAUGAAAAUAAUACAUCAAUCAAUAAUAUUCUUAAAAUAGAAAAAUAUCAAAAUAUAAAAGGAGAAAUUAAUGACAUAAAAACAUAUCCAGAAACUGAAACACAUAUAUUACCAUUACAUGAUAUUAAUCUAUCUGAUAUAUCAAAUUUGUUACCCAACAAAAUUAUAUUUUCAAAUUUAGAUAAAGAGUAUACAAUUGUUAAAAAGAUUCCCAAUAUUUUGGUGAAUAAAGAUAUAAAUAAUUUCUCUUGCCAAAACGAAAUUCCUAAAGGAAAGAUUCAAAAUAUUAAUACAAAAAUUAAUGAAUUUGAUAAAGCAUUAAAAGAAACACAUAAUUACAAGAAAAGUGUAAGUUCAAAAGAUGAGAGAUAUAUCUCAUUGGAUCUGGAUAGACAUUGUGAAAAUAAUUCCAAAUUAAUAAAUGAAAAUUGUGUAGAAAUUGAAACUAAAAAAAUAAAUUCCAAAAUUUGUUCUCAUGAAACAGAUUUUGUUAGUUGUAAUAAUGAGAAUAAUUUAGUAUCUUCUUUUUACAAAGAAACGAAAUGCAUAUCAUCUUUGAUAAAAAAUGAAUCUGAUCAAAAUGAAAAUAGUGAAGCUCGAAAAAAAUAUGUAAGUGAAGAUUUUAAUUGUGAAGAAAAACCAAUAAGUAAUAAUCACGAUAUAUUCAAAAAGGGGGAAAUAUCGAGUCAAUACAAAUCUUAUGAUGAAGAAAAUGAUCAAAUUUUCAACGAUGAUGAAAAUGAUCAAAUUUACAACGAUGAAGAAAAUGAUCAAAUUUACAAUGAUGAUGAAAAUAAUAUAAUAAUAAAAGAUUGUAAAUAUAUGGAAAUGUUAUUGAAGAAUUCUGAAGAAAUAAAAGACGGGUCAAAAUGUCAUAAUAAAAAAAAUAAACAAAUAAUAAAUAAUAAAAUAAUAAAUAAUAAAAUAAUAAAUAAUAGUAGUUUUAUUCCAAGCGACAUGAUAUCCUGUUUUGAAAAGAUGAACAUAAGUGAAAGCAAUUUGAAAGGCGAUCAAAAUGAAUACAAUAUCAGUAAUCAAUCUAAUGAGUUAAAAGAUGAAAUGAAUAAUAAUAAUUCGAAAAAGAACGAAAAAAAUAAAAACUUGAAUUGUAUAAAUUUAAAAAAAACCUCAGUUGAUAUAGAUAAUGAUAUAGAUAAUGAUAUAGAUGAAAUAGUGACAAUAUUCAAAGAAACAAUUAUAGAUAGAAUAGGAAAAAAUAAUAUUAAUGGAUUGUUAUAUGACAAAAGUGCACAUACUGAUGAAAAAUUAAAAGAAAAUACAUUCGAUUUUGAAAAAAAUAUAAAUUUCCAAAAAAAUGAGGAAAAGGAGACGGCAAAAUUGAAACACGAAAAAAAUUGUGAAAAUAUUGAAAACGUUGAAAAUGUUGAAAAUGUUGAAAAUGUUGAAAAUGUUGAAAAUGUUGAAAAUGUUGAAAAUGUUGAAAAUGUUGAAAAUGUUGAAAAUAAUCAGAAUCAAGCUAAUAAUACUAAGUUGUUGAAGGAUAAAAAUGGAAAGAAAAAAAGAAGAAAAUGGAAAUGUAUAAAAAAACAAAUGUCAUAUAUUAAAACACAUGAAGGAAAAUAUUUAAUUAAAGAUACAUAUGCUAAUAGUAAACAGUUUGGAAUAACUUAUUGUUUGGGUAGUGAUGAAAAUGAAACAAAUUCUGUUACACUUUUAAAUGAUGACAAAUUACUAUAUAAAAAUAAAAUGUGUGUAAAUUUUUCAAAACCCAAAGUUGGUAAAUAUAGUAACAUAAAUAAUAAAAUUGGCAAUAAGAUUUUUUCGUUAAAUAAAUAUUCGAACAAAAUAAUAUUGAGGAAGGAAAAAUAUAUAAUGAGUAAUUUUUCUUUUAAUUUAAAAAAAAAUUAUAAUCUCAGUUUAAAUAAUCAAAAUGUUAAUUUUUUUAAAAUAAAAAAAGGAAAAUUUUGUAAUAAACAUGAAAAAUUUUGUAAUAAAAAUGAAAAAUUUUGUGAUAAAAAUGAAAAAUUUCACAAAAAAAAAAAUAAGAUAGAUGUGAUAAAUUUAGAGGCUCAAAUUGGUGGUAAUACCAAAAUUAAUAACAGUUCUGGUUAUAUCACCAAAAAUAAUAGCAACAUUUGUGGAAAUAAUAAUACGAAAAAGCGAAAAAUUGAUUUACCUUUAGAAAAAAAUAAUACACAAAAUUAUGAACAAGUCAAGAGCAAACAAAUUAAUUCCAUGCAUUCUUUACAAGCAUGUGUUUUAUCACAAAUGGAUGAUGAAAUUAAAAAUUCUCAAGAAAUUUUAACUAGCCAAAGUGUAAUAUAUAAAAUAAAAGAUGGUGUGACAGAAAAUCAAAGUGAACAAAAAGUUGAAAUUGGUAAUUUAUUCCAAGCUGAAGAUAGUGAAAAAAAUAUGCACACUAAGGAAAAUGGAUAUAAUGAAGAUGAUGGGAAUAAAAUGACAAAAUCUUUCCAUUCUGAUAAGCAUGAAAAUGUUUUCAAUUUUUUACAAACUGAAUCUGAUAAUAACUUGGAAAAUUUAUAUAAUACCCCCUCGAAUAAAGAAGGAAUAUUUUUUUAUGAACAUGGAUGGAUAAAUAUAAUUUUACAACUGAUAAAUAAUAAUAAUUUGUAUUUAGCAGAAAAUUUAAUGAUCUUCCUUUUUCAAAAAGAAGAACAAUUAUAUAAAUCGUUUAUAAAUGAUGAAAAUGAAUUUGUUGAGACAGAGGAAUAUAUAAAAAAAGGCAAUGAAGAAAAUAAUAACUUUUGUAUAAAUAUCAAUGAAAAUAAUAGAAAAAAACAAAAAAUGAAUAAAAAACUCUCAUCAUUUAUGCAACAAAUUUAUAUGAAAUGUCCUUUAGAUUGGCCUUUGUUAGAUAUUGGAAUUUUAAUUAUAGUUUCUCAGAUUGUUUGCUAUAUUUUUAAUUAUAAUAAAAUACAAUUUUUUUUUGAUGCAUGUAGAAUAUUUGAAAAAUAUUGUAUUGGAAUUUUAUUAAACUCAUCAUUAAUUUGUACAAAAAAGAAUGGAAGUCUUGUUUUUAUGUUUGAACAUGAAUUUUUUUAUCAAAUCGUUAUUUCUAAGAAUUAUAAAAUAUCUAAAGAGGUGAUAAAUUAUCAUUCAAGCUAUUUAAAAAAUGAUUAUUUUAUUCAAGAAAAAACUAUUUUAGAUUAUAUUUUUAUGGCCUUAGCAUGUUACAUUACUAUAAGCCAAAAUUUGAAGGAUUAUGUUGAAAAUAAUAAUAUUAUUUACUAUUUGAACCUUUUUCAUAAAGGAAUUGAUUCAAACGAAGCCUCAGGGGCAAUGUCUGACAUUUUCCCCGAGAAAAAAUUCAAAAGAAGACGGAAUAACAAAAACAGUGGCGACAUCAUAAAUAAACCGUUUGGAAGAGCAGUCUCCUCAGAUAGUGCACAAUAUUUUAAUAAUGAAAAUGUUAUCAAACGUAGACACUCUGAAAGUAUAGGUGAGUGUAAUAACAGCCCGGAGUGUAGAAAUGGAGAAAAGAACCGAGAUAAAAUACACGAAAAGAACCGAGAUAAAAUACACGAAAUGAACCGCGACAAAACACACGAAAAGAAGGUAAAAAAAAGGCUAAGUAUAUUGAGAACAGUUAAAUGUAUAAAAAAAUUAAAGAAAAUAAAAGGAAUUAAUAAAGUUGAGAAAAAUCGAGAUUUUGGAGAAUUGAAUAAUGAUAGCCAAGUUAAUAAAAACUGUUGGGUAAAUAAAAGUGAAUCAUUUGACAACGCAAGGACAAAUAAAGAAAAUGUAAUAAAUAAUUUAAAAAAACGAAGAUAUUCAAAUAUAGAAAAAAAUGAAAUGAAUUAUUUAUUUAAAAAUAGAAAAAUUGAUACAAUUGUAAAAUAUCAUACUAAAACCAAAUUUGAAAAAUUAUUGUGUUUAAUAAUUAUUGAAAUAUUUAAUUUAAUAUAUGAUAAUAGAAAAUAUACUAUUGAAAAUAUAUUAAUAAUUCGAAAAUUUUUUCGCAUUUUUCUAAAUUAUGCUCAAAAAAAGUUCAUUUCGUUGUCUAUAUAUAUCUAUUCAAAAAAAAGUAAAAAAAAAAGUUUUCAUAAUUUACAAAAUAAUGAAUUUAAGGAUUAUAUACAAUUCGAAUUUGAAAAUUCUACUCCGAAUUUAGACAAAUCAUUAGCGAAAGACAAUCAUAUUAAUAUUAGCAAAGUUGAUAAGGAUAGUCAAAAUUGCAGAAAUGAUAAAAAUAUGUUAAAUAAAAUCGACACAUAUUAUUGUAAUAAGGAAAGUUCUUUUAGUUACGAUUUUAGUUUAGAAAAUGGAAAUUUAUUUAUUCCAAUGCCAAGUUAUAUAUAUGAAAAUUAUUAUAAUAUGUGGGUAUGGAUUGAGAGAAUAUUUUGUGAAAAUUUUUAUCAAAUAAAUAAUAUGUUAUUCAAUUUUUUUAGUUUUGAAAAAAAUGAAAUAGAUAGUAAAAAAAUAAAUAUUGAUUAUAGUAAACUAGAAUUAAUAAAUCGAAAUAUAAAAAGAUUUUCAUCUUUACAAAAAAGAAAUGGUUUCAUUUUAAAAGAGUAUUGGAAUAUUUUUGGUUUAAAAAAUGGCGAAAAUAAUGGCGGAAAUAAUGGCGGAAAUAAUGGUAUCGACUUUUUGAUAGAAGAUAAUGAAUUUCUUCCUGGAAUUAUUAACUCCAAAAAACUGCUUCCUAAUUGUUAUUCACUUGAAGAAUGGUCAGGAAAAAACAAAUUAUUUUAUGAAUUAGAAAAAAAAGACCAAGAGUAUGAUAUACUUUGUUCAUAUUUUUUAUCAUCUAUACAUUGUAUAUGUAAAACUUAUUUAAGCAUGGAAGAAAUUCCAUCGUUUCUCCAUUUAAAAAAUAAAAAUAACAUUAUAUUAGAUGAUACGUUAAUCUCCUCAAAUGAAAUAAAUUUAUUUUUUACAAAAACAACAUUAAAAGAAGAUUCAAAUGUAUGCGAAAAAAUGAAUAAAACUUUGAAAGCAGAUGUAGAUCAGAAUAAAAAUGGAAAAGUAAAUCUAUUGCAUAAAGAAAAUAGACAAAAUUUAUGUGACGAUUUUGAAAAAAAUAUUUUAUUAUUAAAACGAUUAAAAAAAAGAUUAAAAGUAUAUGAUAUACAAUGGUAUGAAGAAUAUGAAAAGAAAUAUUUUUAUUUAUUAAAUUGUAUAAAUUUAUUGAAAAAGCAAUUUAAAAAAAAUAAAUUAUUUUAUAAAAUUAUGAAAAAUAAUAUAUCAUCUAUAUGGUUAAAUAAAAUACAGAUAUAUUUACAAUAUAUACAAAUAGCAAUUAAUUGUAAAUUUAUUUUAGGUUAUACAUAUAAUAAUAUUUAUUUAUUUAUUAAAAAAAAAUAUUCCUUUGUUAUUGCAAUUAUAGAUCAUUAUGUGAAUUCAAAAAUGGGCGAAACUGUAGUUACUACUAUUAUUGAGAAAACUGAUAAAACAAACAAAGACAAUCAAAAUUUGAAUAAAGUUGAAAAAAUGUCUGAUUCUUCAAUAUUAGAUUUUCCUAUGGAAAUUGGGGAUAUUUUUAUUGAUGAUAAUUUUUUGCUAACUGCAUGGGAAAUUGCAAAUUUUUAUUUUUGUAUUUUAUAUUAUAAGUUAGAGUUAAAAACUAUUUUAAUUGAGAUACUAAAAUGGAUAUAUUUUUUUGAAAAAAUUGGAACAAAAUAUUCACAACAAUUAUUUAAAUUUCGUUGUAGUUCAUACAUUUUGCAUAUCCUUAUUUUGGUGAAUAAAUAUCAAACUGCUCAAAGUGUGAUGAAAAAUAUUUCCCACCAUUAUAUAAAGAGGGUGGACAAACCGAAUGGGGAAAGGCUUCAAAAUGGAGAAGAGUCGGGAAUGAGAAGAUGUAUAUUGCCUUAUUUAAAAAAAAACAAAAUGGUGAAUAAAAUUUUGGAAAAUUUUGAUAAAGGGAUGAAGAAUGGAAAUGAAAAAAAAAGUGAGAAUGUUGUAGAAAAUAUAUUUCCUCAUUUUGAAAAAAAAAAAAUAUUAUAUUCGCAUAUUAUAAAUAAAUGCUAUUUAUAUAAUAAAUGGGUAAAUUAUAUGAUAAUAAAAUAUAACAAAAUUUUGAUUUAUUUAUUAAGAAGAAACAAUAUUGUGAAACUAAUUUUGUUUAAUAAAAAAAAUUUAAAUAUUCUUAUGAAAAAUCGAAAAGAAAAGAUACUAAUAAAAGAUAUUAGUAAAAAUAUGAUUAAGUUACAAAAUAUUUUACUUUUUUUAUAUUAUUUAUCUAUUAAAUUGUAUAAAAGUUAUUAUUAUCAUUCAUCUAUUUUGCAUAACAUUACAUCUAAGCAGAUAUUAGAAGCAUCUAAAUAUUUGAAUAUAAAAAUAAAAAAAAAACAGAUUAUAAUGAAUUAUAUUACUUCAUUUCAAAAUUAUAAAUCUUAUAAAACAAAUAUAUCAAUGAAUUAUACAUCUAACAGUCCUACACAUUUGUCUAAUUUAUCGGACACAUUCCCUAGUUCAACUCUUUUCAAAUCUACUUCCUCAAAUUAUGAUAAUAAAUUUAUAAAUAUUGGCGAAUCUACAAUUCUUUCAAGCGAUUGUAUAAAAAGUGAUAAAAAUGGUUCUUUUAUUUGUGUAAAUUCAAAUUUACAAACAAACAAAUUACAUGACAACAAUUAUGCAAAUAAUAGUCAAAAUAAUGAUGAUAUGUUUUAUCUACAUGCUUUAAUAUUGAGUAUACAAAUACAAUAUACUCUUUCUAUUUGUAUUAUUUUAUGCUCAGACUUAUUUAUUGCACCGAGAAAGGUAAACAGACUUAUGAAAAUGAAAAAUAAAAAAAAAAAAAAAAAAUUUAAAUCAACUAACUUUGUUUUAUCUUUGUUUAGCUAUAAAUUAUUAUCUAAGCAUUAUAGAAUCAUAAAUGGAAAUUCUUAUAAAAAAAAAAAAGAAAAAUAUAAUAAUAUGAUAAGCCCUAUUGAAAAUUUGGAAAAAAAAAAUAAUCUAAAACCUUGCGAAGAAAAAUUUAAUAACUUAACAAAUAAAACUAACAUAUAUGAUGCUAAUUAUUCUACACAAGUCGAAAUAAAUGGCCAUAGUCCACUUAACGAUGGUAAUAUAGAACCAUAUUAUGUCAAUCAAAAUAGUUGCAAUGGGGGCAGUUGCAACGAAUGCGAUAAUGAAUCAGUUAUUCCAUUAGAAACAAGUUUUAAAAAAGAAUACAAUUCUGAUAUUUUAACUAAUGAAUUAAUAAAUGAUUUUGGAAAAAUGAAUGAUAUAAAUUAUUUAAGUGAUUUCGUUCCAGGAAAAUAUGAAAAUUAUAAAAAAAAUAUUUUGAAAAAAAAAAAUUAUAAUAAUAUUUAUGAAAAUAUGUCUAUACUUAAAAAAAAAAACAAUUAUCAUGUUUUAGUUAAAAUAUCUACAUGGUUAAGCAAAAAUGCAGUUUUACAAUUGACUUGGAUUGCAGAGAAAUUAUUUAAAAUAUGUCUCCCCGAGAUGUUAUGCGUAGUUUUAGGAUUGCAGGCAAACAUGCUUGUCAGCAAAAAUAUCUUACCAAAUGUAAAACGAAUUGACAGAAUUAUGAAGUUGUGUUCAGAAAGCCCACAACUUGUCUAUUUCUCAACAGAGUCUUUGAAAAAAUACAAAAAUAAGAAAAACUGUCAAAUAUAUAAUAAAUAUUUUAAAAUUUAUAAAAAAUCGAAAAAAAUAUUUUUAGAAAAAAAAAAGGAAAUUAACAAUUCAGAAGACAUUAUGAACGAGCUUUGCAAACAUUUCCUAAGAUCGUAA